UGCCAGAGGAAAGACUCACACAGUCAUUACCCCAAUGACAUAAGACAUGUGGUGUCCUGAUUAUUGAAUUAAAACUCUUUUUUGAUGUCUUUGGUGGCCAGUGCAGUGGUGGACGAAGUACACAAACCAUGUACUCGAGUUAAAGUACAGAUACCCAAGGUAAAACAUUACUCCAGUAAAAGUAAAACUGCUCCCUUUAAACUUUCACUUUCUUUUCAACUAUUUCAAAAAAAAAAAAUCGCGCAAAUAAGGCCAUGGGUGUUAUGGCAAGUUAGAAUCGGACGUUUCUUCCAUUAUUUAUGAAGGCAUAGGCACUCUCAAAAUGUUAUGCUGUUGCACUGACGUUGAAUCGUGUGUUCGCGCUAGGUAGCUACCGCCAACAGGUCAAACCAUGGAGUGUAAGUUCAAAACAAAGCACGCGCUGUACCCUGAUGGGUGUGCUUGCUGCGUGCUUCAGUUUGACCUAAGUUUUAUCCACUCAUAAAUAAAAAGAAACGACUGAUUUUGCACAAUGUAGUAGAGUAAAAAGUAUGAUAUUUUACUUUGAAAUGUAGUGAAGUGAAAGUAAAAAGUGUCCCCAAAUGGAAAUACUUUAGUAAAGUAUAGAUACGCGAAAAAGCUACUUAAGUACAGUAACGAAUUACAUUUACUUCGUUCCACCACUGGGCCAGUGUGAAUGAUAACCACCUGUGUGUUCAGAUCUUUCUGCUCACAGUCCAUCACCCAGAGUAUCCCCGCCCUCCCAGCCACACCUCGGGAUGUACUGCAGCCUAAGAGGGCUAAUUAUGGACAGCCUCUCGCACUAAUACCACAGAGGAAUGAUGUAUUGACAGUCACUCCAUGGCUGGCACCGAUAGUCUGGGAAAGAACCUUUGACCCUGACAUGAUCGACAGCGCAUACAAGUCUUUGAACAUCACCAUCGCCACCACGGUGUUCGCUGUGGGAAAGUAUACCCAGUUCCUGCAGGAUUUCCUGGAGACAGCUGAGAAGUACUACAUGUCCGGGCUCAGAGUGCACUACUACGUCUUCACAGACCAGCCCCGGGAAGUACCCAGAGUGGAACUGGCUGCUGGCAGAAAGAUCAGCAUCAUCCAAGUGCCCAAGUACAGCCGCUGGCAGGAGAUCUCCCUGAGGAGGAUGGAGAUCAUCGAGAGGCACAUAAAUGAGACAAUACACAGGGAGGCUGACUAUAUCUUCUGCAUGGACGUGGACAUGAAGUUCCAUGACCGCUGGGGACCAGAGACCCUCGGCACGCUGGUUGGCGUGCUGCAUCCAUGGUUUUACGAAUUCACCCGUGACAAGUUCACUUACGAGCGCCGCCCAGAAUCCACUGCCUACAUUCCCAUGGAGGAGGGGGAUUUUUAUUACAUGGCCGCCGUGUUCGGGGGGAGAGUCAAAGAGGUCCAUGCACUGACCAAGAAGUGCCACGAGCACUUGGACAAGGACAAAUCCAAAAACCUGGAGGCCAUCUGGCAGGAGGAAAGCCAUCUCAAUUGGUACUUUCUGCACAACAAGCCCACCAAGGUGCUGUCCCCGGAGUACCUGUGGGACGACCAGAAGGGAGGCCUGCCCAGUGAAAUUAAACGUAAACGCUUCUCAGCGGUCAUAAAGAAUAAAGAGGCGGUACGGGAAAAUGUGUAGCCGAUUUGGACUAACGCACACGCGCCACCUGCCCACAGGAUGAAACCAAAACUCUGUGAGUUCACCUUAAAAUACAAAAGGGACAGAAUCAAAGGGAAGUAAUAAUAAUUAUUAUCAUAGACCCUAAAUAACUGUUCCGGUUGAAACAGAAACAGUGCUUUAGCUUUUUUUAACACCUGCAUCUUUUGGGAUGAAACCUUUGGGGCUGAAACCUUAAAGUACAGAAUGUGGUUCUCUUACCAUGGUCCAUGCCAUUGUGUUACCUGGAGAAACUGGUAAGUUUAAACAAAGUGAAUUUGUGAAUGCAGUUAAAUAUAGGCAAACAAGUAAAGGGAUUACGCAACCAUGUUACAUUGUGCAAGAUAGCAGGUAGCAUAUGGUUUUAACACUGGAAACAUUUGCAGUAAAAUAACUAGCUGGUCUGAAAACAGCGAGUUGAACAGGGGAGUGUGGAGCUGAAAUUAACUUUUAAGGUACCACUACUGACAACAGCUGUGAUUUGUUGCUAAGCUGAAGUUUGGGCACAACCUUAUACCCCACUGCUCAGGCUAAUAGCUAACGUCAGCUGGUGGCUAACGUCAGCUACCAAAAUGAACCAUGAUCACAAAUUAAUUUCACUUCUUACAUUAGCAACAUGUACUUUCUUGUCAGUACCUUGGUUAAUAUAAUUUAUUU
This is a messenger RNA of Megalops cyprinoides (Indo-Pacific tarpon), 2317 nucleotides long. RefSeq names its product globoside alpha-1,3-N-acetylgalactosaminyltransferase 1-like. Gene Ontology annotation, molecular function: hexosyltransferase activity. Lineage: Eukaryota; Metazoa; Chordata; Actinopteri; Elopiformes; Megalopidae. Gene Ontology annotation, cellular component: membrane; Golgi apparatus; vesicle. The record is from RefSeq and is a predicted model, not a curated record. Gene Ontology annotation, biological process: carbohydrate metabolic process. The transcript is spliced from 4 exons. Bases 677 to 1642 code for a protein of 321 amino acids.